Molecule: messenger RNA, 1872 nt
Organism: Penicillium antarcticum
Lineage: Eukaryota; Fungi; Ascomycota; Eurotiomycetes; Eurotiales; Aspergillaceae
Product: F-box protein
Exons: 2
Coding region: 1-1872 (623 amino acids)
Molecular function (GO): protein binding
Source: RefSeq, a predicted model, not a curated record
AUGACUGUCGGCGCACCUGCAGUGGAUCCGCUCACCAUCCUUCCUCCAGAGAUUGUCCUCCAAAUCCUAGAAUUCGCACCCGUCUCGGCCCUCGCGUCCCUCACUGCUACCUCGAAGGCCUGGCAUCAGUUUAUCGACGUCACCCACCAAGAAGCUAUCUACACUUCCGAUACCAAGACCUCACAACCUCUUGGAGGCGCCCGGGACUUCUCGUUCCUCUCGGAUACGCACAGUUUCGCCAAAGUAUUUCAGAACACAGAGUCAUGGAAGGAUCUAUGCAAGCGCCAGACGCUCCUCGCUCGCAAUUGGGCCGAUACACAUCCAGUGAGCCAGGAGUCUGUGCUCCAAGUUGGCAAUGAUCCUGUUUGGCGGUUCAAAGCUGAUUUUAAGCGCCGAUUCUUCGUUUCCACCUCUCACGCCGGAGGAUUGAACGUCACUGAUAUGGACACGGGCGAUAUCUUGUGGAGACUUCCCUCGGUGCUGGAUACCGAUGGCGAUGCGGUUCGCCCAUACGCUCACUUGGAGUAUCAGGAUGGAAUGGCUGUAUUUGACAGCGAAGGAGAUUCCGUGGAGGUCUGGCAAGCGGACCAAGAAGGCGCCAAGCGCGGAGAGUUCCGCCGUAUUGCGAUCUUAAACCACGAUUGCCAGACCAGAGGCUUCCAGUUGUCUCACUGGAAUCUUUGUGUUGUGUCUAACAAGGGACAGGGCUUCGUCUACGAUAUGACGCAGCGGCCUCCAAAGUUGACUACGCACUUGACAAUCGAGAAAGACGGUGUCGGCCAUCUAGACCAGAGCAAGGACGCGGUGAUUUAUUCGAUGGGAAAGAAGGGGUACUUUGCAUACAACAAAGAAAGUGGUGCAUUCCUAGGCAACUUGCAACCAUCCUUCUGCACCGAAAGAUACCACGUCCGCCCACCCCCGGCCACAUUCCCUUCUGCAGGCGCAGCUUUAGCUGGAGCCGCGCGACUCGGCCCAUCGCAUCGAUUUUUCCCACCGGGGACCCCAAGCAAGGAUGGGUUGGUACCAAUCAAGGUUGAGAAAGGCCCUCUGCCCUCGCCGAGUGACCCUGAGCACGUGAGAAACGAAGAGGAUGAAUGGGGAUCGGGUAUGAUUCACGGUGAUCUCUUUGUGGGUGUCUCUCGCGCUGGCCGUAUCUUCAUUUGUUCCAACUGGCGCAAGGCAGUCCACGACCAAGCCAGCCUCGCGGCCAACAGCUCUAUUCUUGAAUGUGAGUCAGAUGGUUCCAGCUUUGACCUUGGAGGUUGGUUAUCUCUCCGCAACCACCGAGUUAUGUUUGAGAUCCAGGAUCGCAUCUACAUCGUUGCUCUCGAUCACAACGACAAGAUUCAGGAUGUUGAUCAUCCCACCCGUGCUUCCUACUCUCUGCUUACCAGCUCCGCACCUCAACUUGCCGUUCCAAUCAGUUACAUGGCCCUAGCCGACGAUGCUAUCAUGAGCACCUACACUACUCUCGGCUGGCGCGACUCAACUCAACCAGGCGGUAUCCCUGCAGCCGCAGGUGCAAACCCAGCUCGUGUUUUCCCAACCAAGGCCAUCCGAAUCGUCAGCCUCGCCCCUGACCUUGUCAAUAAAGUCACUCCAAUCUCUGCCGAUGGAGCAGACCCUUCACCGUCAACCGAAGGCACGCAAAACCCCAGUCAGAACCCUCCCGGCCAAGGCACAUUUGGCUCGCAAGCAGGACUCUUGCAGUUGCUCAGCUUGCUUCGUGAUGAGGUCAUGGAAGAGGCAGACUUUGAAGAGUUCGCCGACGGCGAACUAGAUGACGAAUGGGAGAGCGUCGACGAAGAAGAAGAGGAUGAAGAAGAAGCCGGUGAUGAAUCCGAGAAUGCGCAUGCGCACGAGGGAGCCUAG